AUGGCAGCCAACGGCCUGGGCCGCCACGGUCUGAUGGACGCCAUUGAUCAGGCGCUAGACUCCGGUGAUACCUCUCAUCUUGUGCGCCUGGUGUUUGCCACCGAUCCCUCCCGCUUCCUGCCCGCCCCAUCUGGCCCCGACACCGACACCGUGACCACCAGCUUGGGAGACGACGAUGGCUUCCCGGGGGGGAAUGUUCUAGAAUCCGUGCUGGAGGCCCUUCAGGAGGUCUCUGAGGACCGGGAGAUGGAGAUCCAGGACAUAUGCAGUCGGCAUGGCAUGGAGAUUGCUACAGCGCUUGCCCAGUUGGGCCCCCUCCAGGGCGACCUGAAGGAUCUGAAGCGAGCCGUGCAGGCUAACAACAGUCAAUACCAGGCCCUCGGAUCCCAGUACCUGACCCUGCACGACUCCCUGCUCUCCUGGCAGGGGACCAUGGCGCGGCUGGCCUCGCUGCAGUCCCUCACGGACCGGCUGGUGGCUGGCUGGAGCCUGUGCCUGCAUGCUGUCCAGGCCGAAGCGGGCGGGAAGCUGUACCGCGCUUACUGCCUCUUGGGCGAGGUCCCCACGGGCUCGGCGACGGCUGCCGAGUCGGCGCUGAGCAGCCAGGCAGCAGCCCUGCGGCAGGGCAUCGUCACUGCCGUGCAGUCCAGCAUCAACUCCUGGCUGGCCCAGGCGAGGCGCCUGGCUCCUAGGGUCGGUGCUCAGGCCAUACACGACGCAGAUGCGUGCGUCGCACAAUUGGACACGGCGACCCUGUGCCAUCUGGCGGCGGUCUACUCCCUCAGAGGCCAGUCCCAGGCCCUUGCCCAGUACUUUUGGGAUAACCGGCGGCAGCAGCUGGAGGCCGACAUAGCUGCGCUGCAGCCGGGAGCUGGGCCAGAUGCCGUCGAGCAUGCUGCAGCACUCCUGCAUGCGACAAUGGGGCAUCUGCUGAUCGACGCGGCCGCAGCACGCGCGUGCUCCGAGCUCCGGCCCGGCAAGGGGCAAGACAGUGGGCGCCAGCUGGCGCAGAACAUGCUGUCCUCCUUGGCGGGGGUGCUGUGCCACGACCCUGGGGUGGGGAUCACAGAGCUGGAGGCGCUGCGGGACCUGCUGUGCCUGGCUCGUGGCGCACUGGGCCCCGAGGGCAGGGGCGUGGUGGAGCCGGUCCUUGCCUCCCUCCUGUCCUCCCUGGGCGAGCGCAUCGUGGCCGCGGCCGGCGCGGAGGUCCGGGCCUCCAUGGUCGGCCCCGCCGCGGGGUCGGCGUUCCAGCUCAGCGAGCCGGCGGACGCGGAGGCGCACAGUCUGGCGCUGCGCACGCUGCCCGAGUCGAUCGCGGGGCGGGUGCUGGCAGCCUACCUGGGCAUGGUCUCGGAGUCCCUGCUGCGCGCGCUGGGCGCCGCCCCGGCCAUCAACAUGUUUGGCAUGCUGCGCCUGCUGUCGGACGUGGGCGGCCUUCGGGCCGUCGUGGAACGGGCGGGGGCCGACCCCGAGCCCCUGGCCCCGGUGUGCCUCUUCGCCGAGGCCCUGGUGUUUGGGCGGCUGGGGCCCCAGGGCGUGCCCGGCAUCCAAGCCCCACGCCUGCUGCAGCUGCUGGAGAGGUACCGCGAGGUGCCACGCAGCUCCGGCCUCGCCGGCCAGCACAGCACGCCCAGCGCGGGCAAGGGCAGCCCCGAGCGAUUCCUGAGCAAGAAGUCUGUGGAGGACGUGAUGAAGGCACUGAGGAGCCCGACCAAGCGCGCCAAGUAG
This is a messenger RNA of Auxenochlorella protothecoides, 1728 nucleotides long. RefSeq names its product putative exocyst complex component 6. Lineage: Eukaryota; Viridiplantae; Chlorophyta; Trebouxiophyceae; Chlorellales; Chlorellaceae. The transcript has 8 exons. The record is from RefSeq and is a predicted model, not a curated record. Gene Ontology annotation, cellular component: exocyst; membrane. The coding region runs from base 1 to 1728 and encodes 575 amino acids. Gene Ontology annotation, biological process: intracellular protein transport; exocytosis; Golgi to plasma membrane transport.